Umbelopsis ramanniana AG is the source of this 1169-nucleotide messenger RNA. RefSeq lists its product as uncharacterized. Gene Ontology annotation, cellular component: plasma membrane; fungal-type vacuole. Lineage: Eukaryota; Fungi; Mucoromycota; Umbelopsidomycetes; Umbelopsidales; Umbelopsidaceae. The record is from RefSeq and is a predicted model, not a curated record. The coding region runs from base 1 to 1071 and encodes 356 amino acids. The transcript is spliced from 2 exons.
AUGUGCGAUACCAUUCCAGACUUCAGCAACUACACGCUGGCCACUUUCAACCAGACUCUUCUUAGUGACCUGACGCAAUGCACCCCUUGCAUUUGUCCCAUUGUCCUCGAUGGGGUUAUCCUCGCCAAUACAUCCUACUUCCCGACUUUGGCAGGCAAUGCGCUAUUUGCAGGAAUAUUCGGAACGCUUCUGAUAGCCCAAAUUGUCAUCGGGAUAUCCCAUCGCACUUGGAAGUUCCUUAUUGCCAUAGUUGGCGGCCUGGUACUGGAGAUAUUGGGAUACGGAGCCAGAAUUGGCAUGAGGUUCAAUAUGUUUACACAGACAUUUUUCAUCAUGUACCUCGUUUGUCUUACCAUCGGCCCUGCGUUUCUCUCGGCCGCCAUUUACCUGACAUUCUCCCAUCUUAUCAUCAUCUACUCCGAGUCGAAUGCGCGAUUUAAGCCACGUACAUACACAUACGUAUUCAUCAGUUCCGACGUAGUAGCUCUCCUCUUGCAGGCUGCUGGAGGUGCAAUGGCCUCCAUCUCCACCCCCGGCUCAUCCAGCCAGCAUAUCGGUAUCAACAUCAUGGUCGCCGGUGUGGCCUGGCAGGUAUUUUCCCUCGCGAUCUUCGCAUUGCUAAGUUUCGACUUCUUUUUACGGGUGCGAGCAGCAAAACGCUCUUUGUACGCUGUAAAUCAUUCGCAGACCUCUGCGUAUCUGACUCUCGCAGAACCAUCAAAAAAACCUGACGUGGUUUUGUUCAACCCAGCUUUUGCUGAGAUACGCCUACGCCCACGCUUCCGCUUCUUCAUCUUCGCCAUCUUUGCUGCUAGCGUAUUCAUUUUCGUCCGGUCUGUAUUCCGCUGUGCCGAGCUUUCGGGCGGUUUCGGUGGUCCGCUUGCCAACGAAGAGAUCACAUUCAUGGUACUCGAAGGCUGCAUGAUGAUACUUGCUUGUACUCUUCUCACCGUCUUGCAUCCCGGCCUAGUUGUUGGCGGUGUGAUGUGGAGAAUGGCGAGCUGGAAAUCCCAAAACCCUGAAGGUGGUCUAGAUCUAGAUGAUUACCCUGGGAAUGAUUUCGGGAAAUGAUCGGAUGAUAUCACACGAACGAUGGAUACACUGUGAUAGAUUUCAGAAUGCACUUUUUCUCAGUAUAUCAGUUCGAAGUCACCAACAAGCAUUACGUU